CGUUAACGCCACGUCAUCGGCGUCACACUACAUAUCCCGCCACGUCACGGAACCUCCGGCGAUUGAACCGGGAACAGCAGGGGUGGAAUGGUAAAUCAACCAGAGAAAAAAAGUAACAAAUUUCUUCCGCGAGUAGAAAAAGGCCAGAGUGAGAAAAGAAAAAGGAAAAGGAAGACGCAGAAGAGGGAGGGAGAGAGAGAGAGAGGAACGUUGGCUUGUGGGAAAUUAAUAGAGGGGGAAGGGAAUCCUCGGAACAGAAAAUCCUGUAAGUGGGUUCUCUCUCUGUCUCUCUUCUCUGCGCCUUCUCCUUCUGCUGCUCCUCCAUCGCCAUCUCUCUCUCCUUCUUCGUGUCUCUCUCAUCCUCAUUCCGUCUGCUCCUUCUGUCACGAUCGGGUGCUGAAUGAUCCAAGGGGAAGAAGUCGGAAGGGAAGGGGAAUUCACGCACUGAGAGAUUCUCCUUCUCAGUUUUCUCGGUUGCCAAACGGGAAAUUGCCGACCUUUUUCCUUUUUUAGGGUUCUGGAAUAAAAAAAAUUUGGGGAAUUUUUUGUUUCCUCCAAUGACUUAUAGAAGUGAUGAUGACAAUUUGGUUCCGGAGCUGAGGAUGCGAGUGGAUGACGACGAUGGCAAUGGAGGAGACAGCGGGGGUGUUAAUAAUAAGAUUGGGUAUAUGAGAUUGAGAGGCGAGGAUGGAGUGGAGGAAGAUGAAGAUGAAGAUGAAGAAGAAGGGCUUGAUGAUGAUGGUGGAGUGGGGAAACCAGGGUCUGGUUUCUUCUGUUGGAGGUGGAGAUGGUGUGUCGUCUGGUAUUGGGUCAAGCUCGCUGCUCUGUUUGCUUGUUUAGGUGGCUUGGGUUUCGUUGUGCUCAAAUGGGUUGGACCCUACUUCAUGGACAAGCAAAUCAUUCCCAUCAUCAACUGGGAGACGACAACGUUUAGCACUCCAGUGCUGGCACUUCUUGUCUUCUUUUCAGUGGCAUUCUUCCCAACCCUACUCUUGCCGUCUUCACCUUCUAUGUGGGUGGCUGGAAUGACUUUUGGUUAUGGCUAUGGAUUCUUAUUGAUCAUAGUUUCAAUCACUGCUGGAAUUUCACUUCCAUUUUGCAUUGGUUCUCUGUUCCUUCAUAGAAUUCAGGGAUGGUUUGACAAGUAUCCGAAGCAGGCUUCCAUACUGAGAGCAGCUGGUGAAGGGAAUUGGUUCCACCAGUUUCGUUCAGUGGCUUUAAUACGAAUUUCGCCGUUCCCUUAUAUUCUAUAUAAUUAUUGUGCUGUUGCAACGCAUGUCAAGUAUGGUCCUUACCUGAUGGGGUCAUUGGUGGGCAUGUUGCCAGAGAUAUUUGUUACACUCUACACGACAGUUAGAGAAAGCUCUGGAAAGGGUAGCUACUAGCUAAGUUAGAAGAUUUGGAAUAUUCCAAAAAAUGUGAACCAUAUUAGCGGAGCCCUUAUACAGACACUGGCAGAUGCUUCACAGGAAGAGCACCAUUUGUCAGCAUCGCAGAUUGCCUUCAAUGUCCUUGGUUUCUGUUUCACUGCAGCCACCACGGUUUUCUUCACGCUCUACGCUAAAAGGCGACUCAAGGCACUGCAAGAUGAACCUCUUUUGGCAUAGCUUCUUCCAGUUCUUGUUGCCCAGUCCAGUAAAGGAGAGAGAGAUGUUGCAGCAGCUCCACAAAACAAUCACAGCAGUUUGCAUAUAUAUUUUUGAGAUGAUUGAAGCAGCAGCAGGAUGAUGAAAGUUAGCAUCUUGUUGAAAUAACUUCAUCUGUCCACAAAGGUGCACAGUGCGAAGUCGUGAUCAUCAAUGGUGGUGUGUAUAGCAGCAUGGGAAAGGAAAUAUAAAGGACAUGCAUAUCUAACCUAGUAUAGAAACCAGCUUCAUUUGCUUGUUUUGCAUUUGCUUCCAAUCUGAGUGUAGUCUCUUCCAAAUUCUUUAUUCCCUCUCACCCCCAAUUGGUCCUUGUAUAUGAUUGAGAUGUAAUAAGGGCUGAACCUGGAACUUAUGCAGAACUCUGCUGGAUUUGUGUACCAAGUUCUAUGUGUGCAAAUUAUGCAGACGGCAAUGGUUCAGCUAUCUGUUUAAGUGGAUAUAGCUUAACUCAAUCCAACAACUGACCAACUGAGCCCCUAUGUUUGUCCCUUGUAAACCUUUCUGGGAUCCAAAGACAUUUACUUCUCAUCCCUCACGAUAACUGUAGUCCCUUCAUAAUCCCCGACAGUAAAAGGUUGAAAUAGCGACUCGAGUAGUUGGGAUGAAUUAUUUGUUAAUGUUUCAUUUUGCAAUAACUAUACGAAUCAUUG
Molecule: messenger RNA, 2296 nt
Organism: Linum tenue
Lineage: Eukaryota; Viridiplantae; Streptophyta; Magnoliopsida; Malpighiales; Linaceae
Source: the annotation of a GenBank genome assembly